Molecule: messenger RNA, 336 nt
Organism: Emiliania huxleyi CCMP1516
Lineage: Eukaryota; Haptophyta; Isochrysidales; Noelaerhabdaceae
Exons: 1
Coding region: 1-336 (111 amino acids)
Biological process (GO): transcription initiation at RNA polymerase III promoter
Cellular component (GO): RNA polymerase III complex
Molecular function (GO): nucleotide binding
Source: RefSeq, a predicted model, not a curated record
AUGCCGCUGCCGGGUGCGCGCCGCGCGGUGUCGGGCUCCUGCCGCUCGCUGCAGGACGUCGAGGUGAUCACCGAGCAGGCGACUGGCUACCUGGACAAGGCGGCGUGUGCGGCGCAGUCCCGCGAGGGCAUCGCCCGCUUCGUCGAGGCGCUGCAGCGCUUCCAGCUCACGCGCGCAGAGGAGCUCAUGCUCAUCAACUCGCGGCCGCGCUCCCUCGUCGAGCUGCACCUGAUCGUGGAGGAGUGCGAGGAGCGGAUGCAGGAGGAGGAGAUGCAGGAGCUCCUCAGUCUGUGCGCGGUCCUGGACUCGCCCGUCGGCGAAGCCGCAGCAUCGUAG